This is a messenger RNA of Thlaspi arvense, 756 nucleotides long. The record is from the annotation of a GenBank genome assembly. Lineage: Eukaryota; Viridiplantae; Streptophyta; Magnoliopsida; Brassicales; Brassicaceae.
AUGGACGGAAUCAGCCUUCUAAACCCUUUGCCACUCUGUCAGGAGAAGGAAUACGGCGAGGUAUCGACAGAGAAAACAACAGCUAGAAAGCUUCACGAAGCCGCCAUGAACGGUGAGGUACAAGCUCUCUUGGAACUCUUCCACGAAGGGCCCAACAUCCUCACCUCAACGUCACCGUCUUCUUCAAUCUAUGACCCGCCCCUGCACGUAGCGACUUUUCUGGGCCACCUUGACUUCGCCAGAGAGCUACUACGUCGAAAGCCGGAGCUCGCCGGAGAUAUUAAUUCUGAUGGUUCGACGCCCCUUCACAUUGCUGCGGCCAAAGGGUACACGGAGAUCGUGAAAUAUUUGUUGCUGGUGAACCCGGAUGUGUGCCUUGUCUUGGACCGUGAGCGGAGAUCUCCGGUUCACAUCGCCGCAAUCAAGGGCUGGGUAGAGAUUCUGGCCGAGUUGAUCCGGGUCAAACCAGAGUCGGCCUCGAUGUUGACCGGCGAAGGAGAGAGUUGUUUACACUUGUGUGUUAAGUAUAACCGUUUGGAGGUCUUGAAGGCGCUGGUUGAUUCUGUCAAAAAGGAUGAUUUGGUCAAUUGGAAAGAUGGUGAGGGUAACACUGUCCUGCAUCUUGCAGUGGCCAAGAAGCGGAUUGAGGUAUGUCUUUUAUCUCCCUCCUUCCCUAGCAAAUUAGUGGUUUUUAAUUUCAAAACCCUGGUACCAAUCCACAAUCAACCAUUAUUGUUAAUUUUAGCAGCCCUUUGA